Molecule: messenger RNA, 684 nt
Organism: Penicillium nucicola
Lineage: Eukaryota; Fungi; Ascomycota; Eurotiomycetes; Eurotiales; Aspergillaceae
Product: protein tyrosine phosphatase-like domain-containing protein
Exons: 3
Coding region: 1-684 (227 amino acids)
Biological process (GO): sphingolipid biosynthetic process; fatty acid elongation; very long-chain fatty acid biosynthetic process
Cellular component (GO): endoplasmic reticulum membrane
Molecular function (GO): 3-hydroxyacyl-CoA dehydratase activity
Source: RefSeq, a predicted model, not a curated record
AUGGCCGCCAAAACCCCCCGUUCUGGGCCUACAGGCUUAACCAGAGGUUAUCUCUUCACCUACAACACUCUCAACCUCCUUUCCUGGGGCACCUGUCUGGUGUACACAGCGACUCUCCUCCCCGAACAUGUCUCAACAAACCGCAUCGCGAACAUCUUUAACCUAACCUUCUCGCCAUUGCUCCUCGCCACACAAUCCCUGGCCCUGCUGGAGGUUGUGCACAGCCUGAUUGGGCUUGUGCGCGCGCCACUCUUGACAACUGCGAUGCAGGUUGCCAGUCGGUUGUUGCUGGUUUGGGGCAUUAUGGCGCAGUUUGGUGGGGAUAUUGUUGGUGCUAAGACUACUCAGCUGGGUGACUAUGCUUAUCUGGGCUGUGUUGCUGCUUGGGGUAUCACCGAGAUCAUUCGUUAUGGAUUCUUUGCUAUCACGCUUUCUGGGAAUUCGGUUCCUAGCUGGUGGACGUGGUUGCGGUACAACACUUUCUAUGUUCUCUACCCUAUUGGUAUUUCCAGCGAGUGCACUCUCAUUAUCAAGGCUCUUGGUCCUGCUGGAAGCAUCAACCCGCUUUUCCGCUUUGGUCUGAUUGCUAUUCUUGCCAUCUAUAUUCCUGGCUCCUACAUUCUGUAUACCCACAUGAUUGCUCAGCGCCGCAAGGUCAUGCGCGGUAAGCAGCGCGCCGAGUAG